AUGUCCAAUCAAACGAGUGACUCGGUGCCGGAUCCGUCCAUGAGCACAACACCAUCCACAACGGUGCCGACCACAACCGUGGUGAAGAAUCUUGCCAAUUUCACUGUUCGUUCACCAACUACCGUCGAUCGUGAAUCAUUAAUUCAUAUUAUACAAAAAUACAAUAAUGCAUUGGAGAAUAAACCGCACAAAAAGGUGUUACUUACUUUGUACAUUGUGAUUGUGGUUUCCGGUAUAUUUAUCAACGUCCUACUUGUUCAUACCAUACACAAACUUCGUAAUCCCAAGUCUCUCUCCAACCGACGUAUGAUGAUUACCCGAGUAAUUUGUGACCUAGCUCUUGUCCUGUUCGUGGUUCCGCACAGUGCUUACACAGCCGUCUAUCCAAACUGGCUGCUAGGCAGUGCCAUGUGCAAAAUAUCCGCAUUCACUAUGCUUUUUAUUGUGGCUUUGAGCAAUUUCUUGUUGGUCGCGAUUUGUUUGAAUCGUAGUGUGGCAAUCAGCCAGAAUGACAAAAGUCCGACAGACCCGACCACAAAUGUACCGUGUCGUGUCAAAUUCUUGCUUUGCGCGGCCGUACUUUCCGCGUUCUCGAUUGCGUUACCCGGGGCCAUGGUGAUAAAGGAGGAUCUUCUCACGUACAAACUGGAACCGUGGAUUCAACGGCACAAUCUGUCGCAUAUUUUGCCAAAAAUUUGCAAGGAAACCUGGAGUCGUGAAGCUCAAGUGACCUACGAUGUUGUCCUGAUUGUGGCAAUCUAUUUGCUGCCGCUAUUUGUCGUCUGCCUGAGUCAGCAUGUAGUAACUCUGCACUUGAAACAGUCUCAACGUCUUCUCGUCCUGAUGGGACAUCAGCACACUCUAGCCUGGACUCGACGAAGGCAACGCUUGACACGUCUGUGUGUCCUCAUGGCUGCCCUGUUCGUUCUCUCCUGGUCCCCGACGCAUGUAUGCAACUUGUUAAACAAAGCGUUUCAUGUACAGCAUCCCUCUAUUGAAAUAUUGUUAGAUUUUUCCAUGGUCCUGGCUAUGUCCAAUGCCGUGACCGGACCGAUUCUUCUGAUCGCAACCUGUUCCGUCUACCAUCGAUACGUGAUGCGUGUCUUGGCCCGGCUGUCUUGUCAAAAGCGUGACAGACGGGGUAUCCCAGGUGCAAAUACCACCUCUAUUCGUUCUUCGCUAACAUUGUACACUCCUGGAUCAAAUAGACAUGAACAGGCAAAAAACGAAAUCUGCAAACUCCGCGUGGAUUCUUCUAAUGCCAGUUACUAUUUGAAGGUUUGUCAUCAGUUAUAA
Molecule: messenger RNA, 1296 nt
Organism: Echinostoma caproni
Lineage: Eukaryota; Metazoa; Platyhelminthes; Trematoda; Plagiorchiida; Echinostomatidae
Source: the annotation of a GenBank genome assembly